Messenger RNA from Phascolarctos cinereus (koala), 7888 nucleotides. It is a transcript of the gene CEP164, whose product is annotated as centrosomal protein 164. Lineage: Eukaryota; Metazoa; Chordata; Mammalia; Diprotodontia; Phascolarctidae. The record is from RefSeq and is a predicted model, not a curated record. Gene Ontology annotation, molecular function: protein binding. Gene Ontology annotation, cellular component: centrosome; centriole; ciliary transition fiber. Gene Ontology annotation, biological process: cilium assembly.
AGGGCAACACCCCGGCGUCCCUGGAAGCGGGGAGCCGGGGUGGUGCAGGGGAAACUGCGCGGAACCGGAGGCCAGAGGCCGGAGCCUCCUGGGGCAGGGGGAGCGUCCGGGACCAGGUCUGGGGGCCCAGAUGAAACAUGGCGGGGCGACCUAUCCGCAUAGGGGACCAGCUGGUACUGGAAGAAGACUAUGAUGAAACCUACAUCCCCAGUGAACAAGAAAUUUUUGAAUUUGCCAGGGAAAUUGGAAUUGAUCCCAACAGUGAACCAGAAUUAAUGUGGCUGGCCCGAGAAGGCAUUGUGGCUCCGCUCCCCAUGGAGUGGAAACCAUGCCAGGACAUCACAGGUGAUAUUUACUAUUUCAACUUUGCCAAUGGACAGUCCAUGUGGGAUCACCCAUGUGAUGAGCAUUAUCGGAACCUGGUAAUCCAGGAACGGGGAAAGCUGUCGACUCCUGGCGCUAUCAAAAAGAAAGAUAAGAGAAAGAAGAAGGACAAGAAUUACAAGAAGGACAAGGAACCUCCCAAAACUCCCACGGAAACACAGCCAGAGCAGGGGAUCCUACCUUCUUCUUCCUCGUACUGUGACCCAUCCCCACUCCCAGCAUCUGGGCUCACUGGCUUGGACCUAGAACAGGAGAUGCAGAUGAAAAGUGAGGGCUCCUUUAGGAAAGGGAAGGGCAUGUGCAUGCUGGGCGACAACCCCUGGCCUCUUGUUGGUGCUUUGCCAUGCAAGCUGCAGCCACUGUCCAAAGGCCAAGUUCCCCGAACCCACCAGAUCUUUGGUGAUGUGGAGAAAAUCUUAGGCAGAGCCCCAGCCCCAGGCAAGAAAGAACUAGGUGACCAGUUGGGCCUUCAGAAGCCCCAGAAGCUUACAGAGAAGUUUUACCUGGGCUUUUCAGACCCUGAAGUAGAAGAGCUAGAAAUGAUGACCAAGCAGCUGAAAUCUGGUAUUCAGGGCCCUGAAGGCAUCAGACCUUUCCAAGAUGGCCCAGAGGUGUUAGAGAGUAGGAGUCAGUCCUCUAUCAACUCAAAGCUCUCUGAAGCCAUCAAGAACUCACAGGCAAAAGGGGAACAGGUCUGCUAUAACCUGUCCAAACUGAGCCUCACUGGCCCUAGUGGGGACAAAGGCAGGAACCUGGCUCCCUCAGCAGGCCCAGGAGAUGCAGCCUCCCUGUCUCCCUACAGUUCUGAGUACCUGUUGUCAAGCAGGAAGGGCAAGUUGCUUUUGAUAGAUAGCAAUCCAGCGGAAGAGCUAAACCAACAAGAGGUCCUUGAGGAGGGUAGACUCUUGGGGAAAGGCAGGAGGAAAAGAGAGCCUCAGGGACUGUGGAUGGGACAGACCUCUGGGCUCCGCAGCAAGAGUGACCAGGGCAACUGCAAGGAGUCUGAGCGUAGCCAUCCUGAGGUACAAGCAAUCUCGGCUCAGGAUAGACUGCAAGGCCACCUUCUUGCUCCCCCACUAAGUGCAGACAUAGCACCAUCCCUUGUACCGAAAGCAGCUCAGAAUGCCCUUUCAGUGAAUAUCCGUGAAAGUAUGCCUCUCCCCACUGAGAUCAGGGAGAUCUCCCAGCCACUGGGUCUUCCAGAUGAAAUCAAGCAGCCCAGUGCCUCCGAACCAGACCCAGUGAGCAGUAGCAGCAGUCUGGCCUCUCACUUGGGCUCACAGGUCUUGGGUGAGGUGGACAACUUCUCCUGGGACUUGCAAAGCUCCCAGGAGUCAGAACUGGCAGUGGGCCAGUUAGGAGCUGGCCGAUGGGCCCAACAUGCCCGCUCUUUUCUAGAGUCCCAGUUGGUCCAUACCCACAGCUCAACAGAUGAGCGAUCAGAAAGUGAAGACUACUCUGAGGACCAGAGAUUCUAUCAGCACAUACUGCAGAUGCUCAAGAUCUCUAGACGGCUAGAAGGCCCACUGCUAGCCAAGAGCAUGCAGGAGAUGCCAUGCAAGGACAUUGCUAGCAUGGUCUGCCAUAUGGUGGCUGUGUCACCUGGGUCACCCAGCGAGGGUGAGCAAGAGGAAACUAAAGCCACUGAGAGAGAGUCAGGGCCCAUGGUUGGGGCACCAGAACUCCUUCAGGGCCCAGAGGCAAUAGGCAGUGUCCCUGAAGGGCAUGGGGCCACACAGCAAGUCCAUCUGCAGCCAGCAAGCGGGCCCCACAGGCAAGAGGAAGCAGAGCUGAACUCCAGCCGAGGCCCAGCUUCAGAGUCAGGGACGAGGCAGCUUUUCAAUCAGACCCUGGCUCCUUCCUUAGCUCCAGUUCAUGUGCCCCUGGGCGGCCUCGCUCCAUUGCGCAGCCUCAUGGAUACCUCAGCCCCAACCUUCCGUUCCUCCCCGAGUGUCAACGUGGGAAGCUCAGUGGAAUCUUCUCAGCCUUUGGAAACUGCCCUGCUUCCACAAGUCCCCAAGACUUCUACCUACACCAAGAAUCUUCUGGGCUCCAUCCAUGAGGAGAAGAACCCUCUCAACCUGCUGGCUCUUGGGGAGGAGAUCAACGAGGAGGAGGAGGAGAGUGAUAAUCAGAGCCUCCAAAGCACAGCUGGACUCCUCAAGAAUCUACACCUGGAUAUUGGGGUCCUGGGGGACAAUUUUGAUUUUGAGGAGUCUCCAAGAAGCCAACUAGAGGAUAAGAAGGAAACAUCUCAGGGUUCAAACGUCCCAUGCCCGCGGACUUCUGACAAGCUCUUCAACCGAAGUGUAGGUAGCAACAUGGGCAGUACAGAUGGCGAAGGCCGACGAGGGAAGCUGGCAAGUGCUUGGCUCCCAGAUAAAGAAGACAGUGAGAAGGGUGACCCUGGGGCCUCCCGGCCACAAAUGAUUCAAGUGGUAAACUCGGGGACUGUUGAAAGUACUGGAGCAGCCAACACGCAGUCGUUGGAAAACCCAGUGGUGGCUGGAGAGGUGGGCUGUGAGACAAAGGAGGCAAUGAAUGAACUAGAGAAGGAACCGACAGAGCCAAAAACAGAGAGCAGAUUGGACGUCAAUGAAGAGUCAGAAAUCAGUGACCACGUGAAAGAGUUGCAGUUUUCAGAUCGUUCUGAUCCCAAGUCAUUUCUUGGCCUGGACUUUGGUUUUCGAAGUCGGAUCUCUGAACAACUGCUGGAUAUAGAUGGAUUGUCCCCGGUCCUGGAUGGACCCAUCUGGGAGACCAAGGGCCCAGCAGAGGAGGAAAAAGAGCAAAGUCAGUCCAACCUGGAAGAACCAGAGAGUGAACAAUCCAGUGAGGAAGAGAGAAUACUGGGUACACAUCCACCUGCCAGUAUCUCCAGUCUUCAUUCACAUGAAGAGGAGAAAAUCCAGAGCCUUUUUCAUGCCCAAGAGAUAGGAGAAGGGCAGCAUUGUCCGGAAGGGGAGUCUGGGGAGACAGUAGAACCUGAGCAGAAUGUGAUGGCCAGCCCAACUUCACAGGCCUCCUCCCCAAAGAGUGAACAGAUCAUCAACCCCUCUAAUGACCAUAAGACGGAAGAAGAGCCUUAUGCCACAAAGGUUGAAUAUGAGCAGAAAAAGGCAGAAGAACUUGAGGAGAUGAUGACCAGCCCAACCUUGCCAGGCUCCCGAGAAGAACUUGUCCUAGAAUCUGUAACCUCUCAGAGGCAGCCCUUAGGGGAUUCCCUAAAGGUCAUAGAAGAGAAGACAGCCCAGGAUCUGGAGCGGGAGCGGGCAAGACUGUUGGAGGAUCGGAGACAGAAGAUGGAGCAGCUACGGGCAGAGCUGUGUCGAGAGGAAGAAGAGGAGAUGCUGAAACUUGAGGAGCAGAAGGACAAGUCCCUCAGGUCUCUGAGAGAGCAGCUCAAGAAAACAGCUGAGGAGGAAGAGGCUCGAGUGAGGGAAGAAGAGGGUCAGAAACUUUCCAAGCUCCGAGCUCAGAUCCUAGCCAGUAUAGAAACACAGGAGAACCAAAUUAGGGCAGAGCAAGAAGCUUCACUGAAGAAAAUAAAAGAAGACUGGGAGUCAUUGCAGAGGGCUGAGAGGUCUAGCCUGGAGCAGAAAAAGAAGCAGGUGCUGGAGAAAUUUAAGGAGGAAAUGAAGGGUAAUGAAAAGAAAGAGAGGGCCCUCUUGGAAGAGGAGAAUGAAAAAGCAAUGAGUCAGCUGAAGGAACGACUGCGAGAUGAAAGGAAGGAGGCUGUGGCAGCUCUGGAAAAGGAGCACGCAGGUAACCUGGAGAGGCUUCGAGCCUCAGCUGAGGAGAAACACCGUGAGGUCAUUGCUGGCCUGAAAAAGCAGAUAGAGGAGGCCCAUCGGAAGGAGACAGCGCAGCUGCAGGAAGAGCUGGCUCAGGCAGAACAGAGAAUCCAGCAGAAAGCUUGCCGAGUGACGGAGUAUGAAAGAGAGCUCAGCGACCUCCUGAGAGAGAAGAGGGAGGACGUGGAGAAGGACCACGAGCGGAGGAUGGACAAAAUGAAGGAGGAGCACCAGCAAGUGCUGGCAGAGACCAGGGGGCAGUAUGACGAGGAGGAGAGGAAGCAGCGAACAGAUCUUCGGACAAACUUGGCAAAUGAGAUGGAGCGUGUGAGGCGGGCCCAUGAUCGGGAGCUGGAGACCAUGCGGCGGGACCUGGAAAGGCAGCUCAGUGAAAUCCAGCUCAAGCACCGAGAGCAGGAAAGGAAGUUCCGGGAUCUAGAAGCAGAACUGGAAAGCAGAACUAAAGAGAUUCAGGCCAGACUGACCCAGCUGGACCUGCAGGAGGACACCAUCAGAAAGAAGAAGCAGCAGCUUCUAGAUGUAGAGAAGCAGAUUGCCCUGGAGAGAGAGGAAGCCACAUCCACCCACCAGCAGCUAGAGGAAGCGAGGAAGGAGCAAGCCCACCUGGUGGAGUCCACGCGGCAGCUGCGCCAGACCCUCGAGGAGCUGCGAUCACGGAAGGCUGAGCUGGAGUCCCAGGUGGAAGUGCUUCAGGCCCGCAGUCAGAGGCUGCAGAGACGGAUCAGUGACUUGGAGGCUGAGGCCCAGAGGAAGCAGGAUGUUUUGAAUGAGCUGGCUGUUGAGGAGACUGUUGCCACUUCUCCACGUCGUGAAGGGGAGCUUCACCUGGAAGACCUGAGGAAGUCUGUUGGGAUGACCCUCGAUAAGGAGCUCCCUGCCACCAGCUCCCAGAACAAUGAGGAAAGCACUCCCCGGUUGGAUAAUAUCCGCCAUUAUCUCUCCUCUGAGGGCGUGUCGCUUCGCAGUGCCAAGGAAUUCCUGGUCCAGCAGACACGCUCUAUGAGGAAGCGCCAGACAGCUCUAAAAGCUGUCCAGCAGCAGUGGCGCCAUGAUGUAGCCACUGCCCAGGUGACAUCUGAAGACUUGUCUAAUUCCCAUAACCUAGAAGAUAUCCGAAAGAACAUAGAAGAGGAGACGAAGAACUUGGAUGAGAUGAAGUCAGCCAUGCGCAAGGGCCAAGUUCUACUGAAGAAAAAAGAGGAGAAGCUGAGUCAGCUGGAAAAUUCUCUUCGGGAAGAGCUUUCAGAUGAGGACACACUGAGAGGAGUUUCUUAUAGGAAGAUGGUAACAUUUGAUGUUAGUGAUUUUGAAGACAGCAGGAGUGCAAGCCCUGAGACCUCUCCUCUGCCCCAUGGGGAUCCGGUGUCGACCAUGCCUUUCCUCCAGCUCAACAAGAUCCGGUACCUGAGCAGCUCUUUACAGAGAAUCACCAAUGAGCUCAAUGGAGUCCUGAGCGUCUUGGGCACCCUCAACAUCCAGCCGUCCCCUAUCUUAACUUCAACACAAGUCCAGAUGCCUUCCAUGCCCUGCAAGACCACUCCCAUCUCCUCUCACCCUUCCAUGACCAGAGUUUCGGCACCUACCCCUUUGGCUCCCUCCACUGGUAUCCCUCUUCCUACUCAGUGGGCCUGGGACCCUGGAGUAAGCUCUGGGCUCACCUCUUCAGUUGCUCAGUCAGUGGACAACUUUCUGGUGGAGAAGUGGCACAAAUAUUUCCCAGCUGGAGUCCCAUUACUUAGUGGCAGCCCAGCUCCUCUGGACAAUAGGUUGGGCUAUGUAUCUGCCAGUGAGCAGCUCCGCCUGUUGCAUCGCUCCCACUCCCAGAUCUCUCAGAGCAGUGGUGCCAACUUUCAAGGCAUGAUUGAGUCCAAUAGGAAGUGGCUAGAACACAUGAAGAAGGACCCCAAGUGUUACCAGACCCCUCUUCUCCACCACACCCAAGCCCUUGGUGACCUCAGGCCUGCUGCAGCUGGACCUGGAUGAAAACCGCAAGCUGAAGGUGUAUCGCUAUUAAGGCCUCUGGGGCAGUAGGGCAUAGGGCUCUCCAGGCAUCCCUUUUCUUAGACCAAGUGCCUAAGGAGCUUCCUGCACUUUAUUGUCCCUGAUCCAUCAUUCCUCUGCUGUACAAGCCUUACCCUCUCAGGACUUUGGAGGAAGGCAUAGGAGCAAUGAUGGGGUAGGGGGCAGUGGGAGGAAUGUAGCAAGCCACACCCUCUGAGAACCCCAUAGUGUAUCCCAGAUGGAAACAUUUUGAGCUUCCAUGGCCCAUUAAGGCCUGCAUUAUCAUGUCAGAGCAGAUGAGACGAGACUGACAGCCCCAGUGGAGGAGGGGGUGGUGGAGCUGGACCCUUUCAUGGAUACCUGAUGGCAGAAAGCCAAGAGAACCCCUUCAGGGAGUGGUCUAAGCCCUGCCAGUGAGCUGAUUCUCUCCCUCAAGUCUCUAGGGUAUUUUGGAGAGGUCCAGAGUAGCCAGUUUUGUGAUUCUCGAUGUACUGGGGGAGAUCAGGGUGUGGAUGAAUCCCCUCUCCAAAGCAUGUUCACCCCAGGACUUGGUGCUUCUUGGGGACUAGCUCUGUUCUGAAUCUGUUUCCUUUGAGCUAAUACCUCAGCAGUAGGGCACCAGGCCCUCUGUUUUUUAUAAUGACUCCUUUUUUGCCCAAUGACUUGGGCUAUCUCAGGUUUGUGGUCAGCUUUACAGAGCCUUUCCCUGAGGCUGAUUGAUGUGGGGUUCCAAGGAAUGAGGCAACUAUGAGUCUUCCCCCUGUCUUUGCUAUGCUUACCGCAUGUGACUGAGGGAAUCAUUUUCCACCUUUAUCUCUGAGCUCCCACCAACAGAAUGGCCCUAUCCUUGGGCUUGGGGAAAGGAAGACUUUGGGAAUCAGACUCCAUGGAAGGAUGCAGCAGGGGCAGACCUCUCUUGGGAUCCCAUUCCAUGACCCUCAGGCAUUAAGGUUAUGGCUUCCCCCAAAUAGACAGCUAGCCAUUAGAAAAGUGAACGAGGUUGUCCUCAGCCUCAUUGCAGUCAUCUUUUCAUUUCUCAGGUCACCUUGAGUAUUUGUAGCCCUUGCUUUCCUCCUACCUUUUCUCACCAAGCUUGUUUGGAUAAACACAUUUGCAUUUCAGCCAACAUUCUUUUUCUCUCUUCCUGCCCCUCCCCUCUAAUCUUUUGAGUUUUGCUGUAGACUGUGAGGUGUCUUGUACCCCCUUGAAGUCUCUGCAUAAAGGGGUGGGGCAGGAGAGGAGCAGAUGAGCAAUCAGAGAGGGGGUCUGGAGCCAUCUUGGCCCUGGGGAGAGGGUUCCCUGCAGGUCCCCUUCAAUCAGCUGGCAGACAGAUGGUCUCCUUGAUGGGGUUUGGUGGGGACUUCCGUUGAGUUUGGCUCUCUGUUUGGAGGAAGUCUAAGGCUGUGGAGUUGUGUUUAGCACUCCUCAGCAGGGAAACCAGCCUCUCAUCAUCUUUUUUCAUGGAGCAGAAACCUGGGGAGUGGGUUGCUUUUUAGCCCCUCCCCCACCCCCCCAGGCACUACACUGAGGCACAAGCCCCUCCUCUCAGAGGAGUCCCUUUUGUUACUUGACUGAUGCUGUGUGGUUUAGGAAUGGCUCCUGUGUGCUUAACAACUGUGGUGACAAUCCGGCUUGUCUUGCCCCGUGUUUUGUAUAUCAAUUAAACCUCCACGGGUCAUUUUUCUACA